Molecule: messenger RNA, 666 nt
Organism: Pyricularia oryzae 70-15
Lineage: Eukaryota; Fungi; Ascomycota; Sordariomycetes; Magnaporthales; Pyriculariaceae
Product: LYR family protein
Exons: 5
Coding region: 279-584 (101 amino acids)
Biological process (GO): mitochondrial electron transport, NADH to ubiquinone
Source: RefSeq, a predicted model, not a curated record
UUUGACAUUUGCGGUUCCCAGUCUAGCGUGCGGCAAACCAACCUCACAGCGUGCCUGAGAGAGCUUCAAUUCCAAUUGACAUUGAGCUCCCCAAAGGCCACCAGCACAGCGACAACGAGCCAUUGGCGGCCGACACAGCAAUCAACGGGCACAGAACCGAGCCCAUAAAAUUCCAGCAGAAUUGGAUCGAACAUAAUAUCACCGCCGUCGCAAUAGACGAGCACCGCAAAAAACCCAUACAACAUCGCGACCCGACCGACGCGGUCAUCGCCGACGCCAUGUCUUCCUCCACCAGCAAAGCUGCGCUCUCGCUCUACCGCCGGUCCCUGAAGCUGUCUCUGGACUGGGCAGUCCACCGUCACCUGUGGCGGGGCCAGGCGCUCUACAUCCGGUCUCUCUUUGAAGCUAACAAGAACCUGACCGAGCCCAAGCAAAUACGAGCACUGCUCAGGGAGACGGAGAAGCUCCUCGAGACGUGGAAGCACCCCGACCCCUACUGCCACCCUACGGCCCCAGGAGGCUCCAAAUAUGAGAGGAACCUUGCUCCCCCAAGGGUUGACCCUCCCCCGCCAUUGAAGUUUUAAGUUGUGUGUUGAUAUAACUGGUACAAGGGGUUGCAAACAUGGAAAUGUGUAAAUAGGCCUCGGUGAUCAAAUAGAAGUCAAG